AUGCAAAAUUCUUAUAAAAAAGUGGCAGGGAAACACCCCUUUCUUAAUAUCACUGCUACUAAUAACAAUGGCAAGAAUAGUAAGAGACUCAGUAAAUUAGUUACAUAUAGCCCCCCUUAUUCCUUCUCUUCCAUUUCCGCCUCUUUUACGCAUUUUUCACGUCAAAGACCAUCAGGAUUACUACCAUUUAGUAGCAUCUACAAAUCGUCAAUAAUUGACAAUAACAAUAAUAUCAACACAAACUCUAUAAAGAACACAAAUAUUUAUUCUAGAUUUAGAUUUAUGUUUUACUAUACAGCUUCAAGUAGUGAGGAUGGCAGUGGUAAUGGGUCGGGUAAAGAAGAACGAAAAUCAGGCAAAAUUCUCACUAUCGACAACAUAAAUCCACACGUAAAAAAGGUUGAAUACGCUGUACGCGGAGAACUUGCAAUCCGAGCAGACAGUAUAUCAUAUGAACUUUUAGAGCCUUGUAGUAAAUAUACAUUUAAAAAAAUUGUGCAUUGUAACAUUGGCAACCCACAACAAUUAGGUCAAAAACCAAUCACUUUUUUUCGGCAGGUUGUUUCAUUGACACAAUACCCGUAUCUCUUAUUACCAGAAAAUCGUUCCAAACUCGUGACUUUGUACCCAACGGAUGCUAUAGAACGUGCACAGACGUUACUAGAGAAUAUCGGUAGCGUCGGUGCUUACUCUCAUUCUCAGGGUAUUCAACAUAUUAGAAAAAAUGUGGCGAAAUUUAUCGAAGAACGAGAUGGUUAUCCCUCGGAUCCAAAUCUUAUAUUUUUAACGCAAGGAGCAUCAAGUGGUGUUCAAAAUAUGCUUCAAAUAAUUACCGAACAUCCAAAUGUUGGCAUCAUGAUUCCCAUUCCACAAUAUCCUCUAUACUCUGCAUCAAUAUCAUUAUAUAAUGCAAGACCAGUGCACUAUUAUUUAAAUGAAGAACAAGAUUGGAGUCUCGACAUAAGAGAAAUUACCUCAUCCGUAUCAAAAGCACGUAAAAACGGUAUAGAUGUUCGCGCACUGGUCAUCAUCAACCCCGGAAAUCCUACCGGACAAUGUCUUCCUCUAGAAAACAUGCGAGACAUAAUAGAUUUCUGUCAUAGAGAACGAAUAAUUUUACUAGCUGAUGAAGUAUAUCAGACAAACAUCUAUCAACCGGAAACACGUCCGUUUCACUCUUUCAAAAAGGUACUACGAUCGAUGGGUGAUGCGUACAAAAAUUUCGAGCUCGUCUCUUUUCAUUCAAUCUCUAAGGGAAUGAUCGGCGAGUGUGGUCAACGUGGGGGGUAUUUUGAAUUAACGGGGAUUGAUGCAAAGGUAGCUGAACAAUUGUACAAGGUUGCGUCGGUUGAUUUGUGUCCGAAUGUUAUUGGACAGAUUAUGGUUGAUUUAAUGGUAAAUCCUCCGAAGCUGGGUGAACCUAGCUACGAACAAUAUAAAAAAGAAAUAACGGCUAUUUAUGAGAGUUUAAGAAGACGCAGUCAAAAAUUGGCAGUGUGUUUUAAUGAGUUGGAGGGGGUCACUUGUACCAAUGCUCAGGGCUCAAUGUACUGUUUUCCUACAAUCCGUCUACCUGAAAAACUGAUAAAGGCUGCACUAACCGCAGAAAAACAACCCGAUGAAUUUUACUGUCUGGCGAUGUUGGAAGCUACUGGUGUCUGUGUAGUACCCGGUAACGGGUUCGGACAAAAACCGGGCACUUGGCAUUUUCGAAGUACUUUCCUGCCAUCCGAAGAGCUAUUUGAUGAAUUCUGCGAUGGGAUACGUAAAUUCCAUCGUGAAUUUUUUGAAAAGUAUAGAGAUUGA
This is a messenger RNA of Ambispora gerdemannii, 1806 nucleotides long. The record is from the annotation of a GenBank genome assembly. Lineage: Eukaryota; Fungi; Glomeromycota; Glomeromycetes; Archaeosporales; Ambisporaceae.